CCGCGCUUCUCCUAUGGGCGUCUGCUGGGCUCCGUCUGCGGUGCCUCGGAGCGCGGCCGCGGGAGACCAGGCUGGGACCCCGCUGUGGACUAUAUCACCCCAAGGCGAGGGAGAGACCAGGGACCCGAGGAGGAGGCUCCAUCCCGUCAUUGCAGAAUGUUCUGGAAGCUCUCUCUCUCCUUCUUCCUGGUGGCCGCGCUGGUGAGGGUGGCUGAAGCCCGGAAGAACCGGCCGGCGGGCGCCAUCCCCUCUCCUUACAAGGACGGCAGCAGCAACAACUCGGAGAGAUGGCAGCACCAGAUCAAAGAGGUGCUGGCCUCCAGCCAGGAGGCGCUGGUGGUGACCGAGCGCAAGUACCUCAAGAGUGACUGGUGCAAGACGCAGCCGCUGCGGCAGACGGUGAGCGGCGAGGGCUGCCGCAGCCGCACGAUCCUCAACCGCUUCUGCUACGGCCAGUGCAACUCCUUCUACAUCCCGCGGCACGUGAAGAAGGAGGAGGAGUCCUUCCAGUCCUGCGCCUUCUGCAAGCCCCAGCGCGUCACCUCCGUCCUGGUGGAGCUCGAGUGCCCCGGGCUCGACCCGCCCUUCCGACUCAAGAAGAUCCAGAAGGUGAAGCAGUGCCGCUGCAUGUCCGUGAGCCUGAGCGACUCGGACAAGCACUGAGCCGGCCGGGCGCAGCCCCGCGGCGUCCUCGCCCCGA
This is a messenger RNA of Fukomys damarensis (Damara mole-rat), 700 nucleotides long. It is a transcript of the gene Grem2, whose product is annotated as gremlin 2, DAN family BMP antagonist. Gene Ontology annotation, molecular function: receptor ligand activity; BMP binding. Lineage: Eukaryota; Metazoa; Chordata; Mammalia; Rodentia; Bathyergidae. The transcript is spliced from 2 exons. The record is from RefSeq and is a predicted model, not a curated record. The coding region runs from base 157 to 663 and encodes 168 amino acids. Gene Ontology annotation, biological process: animal organ morphogenesis.